UUACUAGUCGACCCGAACGGCCUUGAGGUGCCGGACUACGCGCUGGAGGCCCACGCGGCAUUAAGGCAGUCCUACGUGGAUGCUGGCCUAGCAGAAGCCAACGUCGUCCCGUUGCUCAAGAGCACCUGGACACGAGCCAACGAUGCAGAUAAGUUGCGCUGGCAGGUGCAGACCGAGGCAGCGGAACGGGUCGCGAGAGAACAAGCAGCGGCCGAAGAAGAGGCAGCCAAUCAGGUCAGGGCACAAGAUAGGCUGGAUGAGGAGCAAGCAAGGAGGGACGAGAGAAAGAAGUACAAGGACAAGUUCUCGUCGGUGUCCACGCAGCCGCCUCCGGAGGAUGAGUCAAUCCUGCCGGCGAAGUACGCGCUCCGCAAGUUGGAGAAAGGAAGCUACGUCGAGCUAUACUACUUCACUAAUGAAGGGCUCGAUACAGCGGACGCAUCAGCCAAUCAGUUCGAUGAAGACGCGCUCGUGGUGCACAGGGGAGAUGAUGGGGUUCCUUCUUGGGCCCCUGCGGGGAGUGCUAGAGGCACGAAGAACGUGACGGCCGACCAAGACCUCACCUUAGAACAGUUUCGGCAAGCCACUCCUCGCCUGCUCGGAGCGAUG
Fomitopsis serialis is the source of this 609-nucleotide messenger RNA. RefSeq lists its product as uncharacterized. NCBI's taxonomy places the organism in Eukaryota, Fungi, Basidiomycota, Agaricomycetes, Polyporales, Fomitopsidaceae. The transcript has a single exon. The record is from RefSeq and is a predicted model, not a curated record. The annotation marks the transcript as partial.